AUGGUGGGCCGGCCGUCUCGCAAACAGCGCGAUUCCGCAUGUAAACGCGAGGCGCAGCAGCGGCGUGCGGCGGCAGACGGCCCCGUUUUGGACGUCGGCCAGCCCUGCUGCUAUGCCGGAGGCAUCUCGAGCCUGGUGGGCUGCGUCACUGAGGUGGGCGACCUGCCCGAGCUGCCGGCCCACGACGAGGAGCGGCUGCAGCGAGCCGCCCUGCUGCUGCAGCAGCGCCUCAUCCUGCGACAGUGGCUGCUGCGCCACCAGCUGCAGCACCACUACCAGAGGUUGCUGGGUGUGGACGUGGCAUCGCUGGACGAUGUGUACUGGCUGGAGGACUCACGGGCACGCAGCCUGCUGGGCAAGGACUUCGUGGCGUGGGCGGCGGCGCGCCAGGCGCUGCCCACCUCCAAGGAAGACCUGGCGCGCCUCAAGGCAGACCUCUGGAGUGCUGUUGUCAAGUCCACGCAGCACGAGGAUGCCUGGACCUGGGGCGGAAUGUUGGUAGUUUCAGUCUCGGUGGCAGGGCUUGUAACAUUGGCAGCGAUGACACAGCCUGCCCUGGCACCAGAGGCAAAACACACACUAUUGCAGUAUGUAACAGGGAAGUAUUUGCUACCUGGAAACUGCAAAGUUAACUUCGAAUGGGAGGAUCCUCAGAGAGUUGGGGAGACUAUGACAUUUACUGUAAAGUUCUACCAACGUAAUGGCCAGCCUUAUCCAAUAUGUGACACAGACAACCUCUUUGUGGAAGUUACCGAGGGUUCUCACCGAGUAGCAACUGUAUCGCAACUGGGAGGAACUGACCCAAGUGCUGCUAACACGGCUGUUGUCAAAUUUACUGUGCGACAUGCCGGCCAGUACCGAAUAGCGGUGCUAAUUGGCAGCUGCCAUGUCCAGGGUAGUCCCUUUCUCAAGAAUUUCCUGCCAGGUCCGCCCGACCCGCACAAGACAGUGUUUGUGCGACAUUCUUCAACAGUUGUUUGUACAGCGGGCAUGCCUCACUCUCUUAUGAUAGAGCCACGUGAUGAGUUUGAUAACCUAUGUGUGUUCGACGCCAGCAGUUUGGGUACAGAUGCACCAACAGAAGGUUAUGCAAUCGCAAUAACACAGUUGAGCCUGGCUCUGCUGAGACAGGUUGGAUCAUCUGUGUCUGGUUCAUGUCCUUCACCUCCUUACACAGCAGAGUUUGACUAUGACUGGCUGAGCCAUCGUGUCACUCUGCAAGUUCGUUUUCCGUCUGAGGGUUGCUUUCAUGCAUCCGUUUCCUACCGUGGCACUGAACUACGUAAUGGGGACUUCGACAUUAUUGUUUUAAGUGUAAGUGAUGCCGCUCUUGUGAACAAGAAUGUUGCGUCAAAAAAUCACAACAUCUGUUAUGAGGCUCGUCUUGUGAGUUUACAUGGAGAACGCCUAUCGAAGCCAAAGAAAGUUUUUUGCUAUGUUUCUCCAAAGCAACUCACAGUUAAAGAACUGUUGCUUAAGUUCAUUCCAAAGAGGAUCAUCACAUUUCGUCUGUGUCCAUCCACUAAGUUCACCUUUCUAGGAAACAACAAUCAGUAUGGUCAACCUUCAUUCAUUGUGGAUGAUGGAUGUCAGCCAAAAGUUGAACUUGCAGCCAAGGACCGGAAUGUCAUAGCUGCAACAUUUACUCAUUUCCUGCUGAAGAAUAUUGGUGGAUCAGAGACUUUCAAAGAUAAACAGGACUUUUUCUACCACGAAGUUCGGAAGUACCACCAGAAACAUUAUCACGAAAAACUGCCCAUGAAAAUCUGCCGUGAAAAGCUUCUGGAGUCAUCAAUGAAAGCAACAAAGAACUUCUCUGUGAGUGACUGGUGUCGAAACUUUGAGAUAACCUUUCAAGGAGAACAAGGUCUGGAUUGGGGUGGUGUACGACGAGAGUGGUUUGAACUUGUGUGUGCAGCAUUGUUUGAUGCACGCAAUGGUCUCUUCAUGAGCUUUUCAGAUGGUCAGCAAGCACUUGUACAUCCUAAUGUUCAGAGGCCUCCUCACCUCAAGUUGAAGCACUUUGAGUUUGCUGGUCGAAUAGUCGGCAAGUGCCUUUACGAAUCAUCACUUGGAGGUUCCUACAGACAGUUAGUACGGGCACGGUUCACGAGGUCAUUUUUGGCACAACUCAUUGGUCUUCGUGUUCACUACAAGUACUUUGAACAAGAUGAUCCGGACCUCUAUCUUAGUAAAGUGAAGUACAUUCUGGACAAUGACGUUGAAGAAAUGGAACUUUAUUUUGUUGAAGAGGAGUAUGACCGCACAGGCCAGCUAACAAAGGUGGUGGAACUGAUUCCUGGAGGAAGCAAGAUACAUGUAAGGAAUGACACAAAACAUCAGUACUUGGACAGCCUAGCACAGUACCGUCUUGCAACCAGUGUCCGGGAUGAGGUUGAUCAUUUCCUGAAGGGCCUUAAUGAACUCAUACCUGACAACUUGCUCAGCAUAUUUGAUGAAAAUGAACUGGAGCUGCUGCUAUGUGGAACUGGGGAAUACAGCAUUGCUGACUUUCGUGCAAAUCAUGUUGUAUCUGGUGGAUCUCCUGAGUUUCGAAGAGUGCUUGACUGGUUCUGGACAGCAGUCAGCAAUUUUACACAAGAAGAGCUAGCAAGGUUACUCCAAUUUGCAACAGGCUGUUCACAGUUACCACCUGGGGGCUUUGCUGAACUCAGUCCUCGAUUCCAGAUAACGGCUGCACCCACUUUUGGAAGCUUGCCAACAGCUCACACAUGUUUCAACCAGCUGUGCCUCCCCGAUUACGAAAGCUAUGAGCAAUUUGAAAAGGCUCUGUUACUAGCCAUCAGUGAGGGUACAGAGGGUUUUGGAAUGAUAUGAUGUCAUCAGAACGUCAAAUGACAUUUACAAUAAGUAUAUAGUUUGAUGCACUGAAAAACUGCAUUUGACACAUCGAUCACCACCACUUCACAUUACAAAAUGGCUCCAGCGAAACACUAGGGUGUGUAUUAUGUGUGUUGAAUAAAUGUAAUAGGCUCCACAGAGAUAGUAAAGCUGCUCUGUGUCUUUAAUCUCUAUGAAGCCUUUCACGUCAUUUGCCUGGCCUGCUAUCUUGUAGCACAAGUGAGCUAUUGGUAUGCUCAGGAAAUGUUGGCUUUAGUAUGAGAAAUAACAGGAUACAUAAUGUGCGCUGUACAGUAAAUUAAGCAGAGCAUUGGCAGGGUUAUAUGAAGGCCUAAAUAUUUAUCUUGAGGCCUGUCAUACUCCAAUUUUGGAUGGUAUGUUUUGCUCAACUAGUGUGUAAAAAAAAGAACAAAUACAACCUCUUACAGGAUACAUCUACUCCUGCACACUUUCAUGGCUCACAACAUGCCUUGGUUUGUGCAGUCAGUCAUAUUGCUUUGUCAGAUAAUUUCUGUAGAUCUUUAAUACUUGUGCAUUUGCAGUAGCAUUACUUACAUUUGUGUUUAUUUAAUUUGUCUGAUAAGUUCCUAUGUCGUUUGCUACUUUUUUGAUAUUGUAAUUUUCAUAAUCUCGUGUUUUUAGUACUGUGAUUGAAACUUUUAAUUUAAAUCUGCAACCUUGUUGUGAUAAAGAACAAGAGGUGGAAGUUGUAUGAAGAAAUCCAUCUCUA
Schistocerca serialis cubense is the source of this 3592-nucleotide messenger RNA. RefSeq names its product apoptosis-resistant E3 ubiquitin protein ligase 1. The transcript is spliced from 17 exons. Gene Ontology annotation, biological process: positive regulation of protein catabolic process; protein polyubiquitination; negative regulation of apoptotic process. Lineage: Eukaryota; Metazoa; Arthropoda; Insecta; Orthoptera; Acrididae. Gene Ontology annotation, molecular function: ubiquitin-protein transferase activity. The record is from RefSeq and is a predicted model, not a curated record. The coding region runs from base 1 to 2838 and encodes 945 amino acids.